GAGCUCUUCUCAAAGCUGACCGGGACUCGGAGCUUUGGUUUCCAAAGCUCGGCUCAGCUUGUCAAGAGGCGCAGGCUAGCUUUAAAGUCUCUUGUCGGUCUAGACGUCACCUGCGAACAUCAGUGCUCAUGCGUCAGAACACGAUCAAGGGGACGACUGAGAAGCAGCAGGGGCGCAACUAGUGCCUAUGGCUUGGCAAGUGAAGCAGAUUGAUUCGAAAGUAGGAAGAAAGAAGAUCUUGCCCCAGGAUCUGGUUCUGUGCAUGGAUUUGGUGGGCGGUUGGGAAGCUAUUCACAGGAGCUUGAGAGACAACCUAAGGAGAUUCUGGGCACAGCAUUCUGAGGGCUUCAGAAGUAGGUGGAGGGCACUGACUUGCGGUGGGAAGGAGAGACUUACUCUGUUCUGUAUACGCGUGCUUGCCAGCAACAGCGAAAGACAAAUCAAAGGACGACGAGCCAUUUGCAGAUGUCCUGUCCCUUUGCGCCGAACUGAACGUUGAAGACCUGUUGUCAGACACAGAGAACUCGUUGGUUUCCUCCUUUGAUUACAUCUGCCAUGGGAAGCUUGAGGAGAAGCUGGCCAAGGUCAGCUCUGACAUUCAGGUUGCAUAUAGACACAUGGAGACCACCUCUCAGGUGACACCUAACCACACCUACAUCGUAGUGGCCAACACAAUGCUAGAAGGUCUUCCCCUUAUAGCUGGGAUGAGCUUCAAAGUAGAUGCCAACAGCACAACGCUGAAAGCGUGCGAAGAGGCUGAGGCCAGAGGUUGUCUGAUUAAGGAAGAUAUCUUCUUCCUGGUAAAUCAUCGCCUUGGAGAGAAACUGGCCUUCUUGGCACACUUUGCUGAUGAGUACCGAAUGAACAUGCUGGGUGAAGACCAGUUCUUCUAUGUAUCGUCACCUGUCAAGGGCUGCGCUUUGUGCCGGAGGCCUGACACACCAGAGGGCGGGGAACUAAGGGGAUGCAGGGACUGCGGAAAUGAGAGCAGAGCGCUGUACUGCAGUAAGGACUGCCAAAGAAGGGACUUUGUCCGGCAUCUGCCAGCGUGCCUGAGGCUUCAGAAAGAUGCAGAGCUGGGGAAAUCCAGAAGCUGUCAGGUGUGUGGCGACCUAGAGUCAGAGGGAGGAGGCGCAUUGAGGAAGUGCUCCAAGUGCCACUGCAAGCAGGUAAAGUAUUGCGGCAAGGAGUGCCAGACGGUAGCAUGGCAGGCUGGGCACAAGCGGGAGUGCAAAAAGCUGCGGGGGAGCCACAUGUGAUGACUUGACGUACAUAACCUGCUCCUCUGCGGAGGGGUGUCACCGCCCUUUGAUGAACUUAUGUAUAUAUUGUAAGCAACUCAGCUUGGAUUCGGGGUGGAAAGUCUUCCAACUUGCUGUGCGCUUGUUAGAACACUUCGUUGCAAUUUGGAAGUUUAUUCGAUCAGGGACUCGUUGACACAGGCCCAA
Molecule: messenger RNA, 1448 nt
Organism: Klebsormidium nitens
Lineage: Eukaryota; Viridiplantae; Streptophyta; Klebsormidiophyceae; Klebsormidiales; Klebsormidiaceae
Source: the annotation of a GenBank genome assembly